This is a messenger RNA of Calypte anna (Anna's hummingbird), 973 nucleotides long. RefSeq names its product solute carrier family 35 member A3 (gene SLC35A3). Lineage: Eukaryota; Metazoa; Chordata; Aves; Apodiformes; Trochilidae. The record is from RefSeq and is a predicted model, not a curated record. Gene Ontology annotation, molecular function: UDP-galactose transmembrane transporter activity. Gene Ontology annotation, biological process: pyrimidine nucleotide-sugar transmembrane transport. Gene Ontology annotation, cellular component: Golgi membrane.
CCGGAAGCAGCGGUGGGUGCGAGCGGAGCCGGCAGUGAGGGGCGAGCUGGGCCGCCCGCCGGUGCUGCAGGAAGAAAAAAAUCAAGAAAUGUCUACCAAUUUUAAAAUACUUUCCUUGGGCAUCCUGGUUUUUCAGACCACAAGUUUAGUCUUGACCAUGCGCUAUUCUCGGACACUGAAAGAAGAAGGACCCCGUUACUUAUCCUCCACUGCAGUAUUAUUGCUGAACUUUGAAGAUUUGCCCUGUGUUCUAUUGGUCUACAAAGACACAAGUGCAAAUUUACGAACUCUGAACAGAGUGCUACAUGAUGAAUCCUUAAUUAAACCCAUGGAAACUCUGAAACUUGCUGUUCCUUCAGGAAUUUAUACUCUUCAGAAUAACUUGCUGUAUGUAGCAUUGUCAAACCUAGAUGCAGCCACAUACCAGGUUACAUAUCAACUGAAAAUCUUACCACAAGCAUUGUUUUCUGUGUUGAUGUUGAGCAAGAAAUUGGGUGUAUACCAGUGGCUUUCAUUAGUAAUAUUGAUGACAGGAUGGGCGUUUGUGCAGUGGCCUUCAGACUCUCAAGCAACAGCUGCUAAGGAGCAUUCGGCAGGAUCUCAGUUUGUAGGCCUCAUUGCAGUUCUUAUAGCAUGCUUUUCUAGUGGAUUUGCUGGGGUUUAUUUUGAGAAAAUUUUAAAGGAAACUAACAUCUGUGUGGAUCAGAAAACAUUCAGCUUGGAUUUUUUGGUAGCAUAUUUGGACUGAUGGGUGUAUACAUUUAUGAUGGAGAACAACUGUCAAAGAAUGGAUUUUUUCAAGGAUACAACAAACUUACAUGGAUAGUUGUUGUUCUGCAGGCACUUGGAGGACUGGUGAUUGCUGCUGUGAUAAAAUAUGCAGACAACAUUUUAAAGGGAUUUGCAACUUCUCUCUUCUAUUAUACUGUCAACAUUGAUCUCCUAUUUCUGGGCUGCAAGAUUUUGUCCCUAC